AUAUCAUGGUUGCCCCUAACCAGUCUCAUCGCGGAACGUCUUUGUGGAUGAAUACGUGUGCCAGCAUGAAUCGACCCCCUGUCUCUUCUGGCGGUGGACCAGCACGCGGCGCCUUGUGUCGCCAGCGUGAGCUCGGCGCUGAUGCCCAUGUCCUGCCGCCUGAGGGCUCGUGUUUCGACGACAGGUCAAUGUCAAGUACCGAGUUCCUCCCUCUAUCCAAACGCGACUCUGAGAACUGCGAAGAGUCCCACGUCGUUCCCCGUCUACGCCACAGCCCUGCCGGCCCACCAGCCAACGGCACCUCCCCCAACACAGACACAGACACACAGCUCCUUCACCAAGUGGUUAAACACCCCCGCCGACUCCCCCAUCCCUCAAUAUGGCCCCUCCCCAACGACACCCUGCACUUCCCCACCCUAGCCGCCAAAUCACUCGACCUACAAACCCGCGAAAUGUUCAACGCAAGCCUCUGCAGCGUCCUCAUCCCCGAAACCUACGCGGCCUUCUCCAAGCGCCUCGACCAAGACAUCGUCGCCUUUGUCCGCGACGACCAGCGCGCGCAGUGCCCGCCCAUCCAGUGGGCGGUCCGGUGCUACGCAAGCUGGCACCUCGCAACGCUGCACUCGGACGCCGACCUCCUCGCGCAGAGUCGAUACAUCUACGGGAUUCUGAUUCGGUAUCUGCAGUCCGCACUCGGGGAUCCACGACGGUCCACGUCGCAGACUACACUCACCGUCGCUGUGCUCAUGGGCAUCUACGAGGUCUUUGACGGGAGUAGUCCCGACGCGUGGCUCGUGCAUAUCCGUGGUGCGAAGGAGAUCCUCAAGAGGCGUGGGGCCGCGGCGCACUCUAGUGGGUUUGCGAGGACGAUUGUGUUUUCGUGUCGGGCGUUCUUUAUUGUCGAGGCCUUGAUUAGUUGCGAGGAGUGUUUUUUGGCCGAGCAAGAAUGGGCAAGCGUUAAUGCGAGGGCGUUUGAGAGGGAGGAUCGGCAGGGACGAGGGUGUAGGCUUGUGACUUUGAUGGAUCGGACGUAUCGCGAGGUUGUCCGGGUGCCGGGGCUGGUGGCGCGGACGAAGGCGGUUCUUGGAACGGACACAAACAAGGGAGGUGAGGGUCUGAUGGCGGGUGGGAAGGUGGGUGACGAUGCAGGUGCGGCAAUGGCGUCAAGGGAGGAGUUGAGGAUCCAGAUCCAGCGCAGUCAGACGACGCUACGGAGGCUGGGGCGGGGUCUAUCAAGUCUUUCACCAGAGGAAACAAUGCCGAAAGAUCAGCAUGGGGAAUAUAUCGUUGAUUCGAGGUUUGUCUCCCCAAUCAUUCGACAUAACCUUUAUGCGGCUUCUGCUGUUGAGGAGUCGCUCGGUCGAUUAUCUGCCAUGCUGGCCGAUUCCAAGGAGCCAGAUCCCACCUUCAAGGAGCCAAGACUGGUCGAGAUACCCUCAGAGUCUCAGACUCUUACCUCCGAUAUUAUGUCACCAUCUCUCGCCUCGCGUGGCAGCACUGGUCUAGAUUUUCUCUUCCUGUCACUGGGGGUCAGGGCGUUAUAAUAGCAUAAUAUCUCCUCCGCAUAACAGACAUAUAUACAUGUGCUUGUACCCCACUGGGCCUUGCGUAUAUCCCUUAUCGUCCGUGUUUCUAAAGCCC
Aspergillus calidoustus is the source of this 1641-nucleotide messenger RNA. Lineage: Eukaryota; Fungi; Ascomycota; Eurotiomycetes; Eurotiales; Aspergillaceae. The record is from the annotation of a GenBank genome assembly.